Molecule: messenger RNA, 927 nt
Organism: Nicotiana attenuata
Lineage: Eukaryota; Viridiplantae; Streptophyta; Magnoliopsida; Solanales; Solanaceae
Exons: 2
Coding region: 1-927 (308 amino acids)
Source: RefSeq, a predicted model, not a curated record
AUGGUGCUACACUUCUAUGGAGGAGCUGCAUUUCCUAAAUCCAUCACUCGCACCAACCUAGUGUUCCUGCCUAAGAAACCUAGAGUUGAGACCUUCUCUGACUUAAGACCUAUUAGAUUAAGCAACUUCAUUAACAAGGUCUUGUCUAGGGUGUUACAUGAUAGAUUGGAUAUUUUUUUGCCUUCCCUAAUAUCUCCUAAUCAAUCCGGAUUUGUGAAGGGUAGGAGUAUAUUUGAGAACAUCUUAUUGACUCAAGAAAUUAUCACUGACAUAGGGUUAAGGGGAAAGCUAGCUAAUGUGGUGAUCAAACUUGAUAUGGCUAAGGCCUAUCAUAGGGUCUCAUGGAAGUACUUAUUGCAUGUACUAAGGAAGAUGGGAUUUUCUGAGCACUUCAUCAACACGGUGAACUUGGUGUCAAAUAACGGGUCUUUGAAUAAGUUAUUUGAAGACAGGUCAUUUGUGGGAUUUGGAAUGCCUAAGUGGUCGGAUCCUUUGAACCACUUGGCAUAUGCUGAUGAUACUAUAAUCUUUGCUUCUACUUAUCCUCCAUCCUUGAGCAAGAUUAUGGCAGUGUUGGGGAACUAUAAGAAGAUAUCAGGUCAGAUGAUCAACAAAGAUAAGAGUUCAUACUACACAUAUUCAAAGGUUCCUAAUGGAUUAUGUCAGGCGGUUGGAGUUAUUACAGAAUUUACAAGAGGUAAAUUCCCCUUCACAUAUCUAGGGUGUCCUAUUUUCUACACGAGAAGGAGGAAGGAAUAUUAUGAGGAUCUUAUAAAGAAAGUAAAGGCUAAAUUGCAUUCAUGGAAAGGAAAGCUGCUAUCAUUUGGAGGAAACGCAACACUCAUUUCUAGUGUGUUGCGAAGUAUGCCAGUCCACAUGUUAUCAGUCCUGCACCCACAAAAAAAAUGUCCUGGAGCAUCUUCAUAA